Periconia digitata is the source of this 441-nucleotide messenger RNA. NCBI's taxonomy places the organism in Eukaryota, Fungi, Ascomycota, Dothideomycetes, Pleosporales, Periconiaceae. The record is from the annotation of a GenBank genome assembly.
AUGACGAUACCAAUUAGUUUUCUGCGACAUUGGACUACUUUUUGUGGGAGCACUCAGCGAUGGACAUCUCUAGUAAUACGGGAUGCCCGAACAGUACAUAUCAGUACCAAGAAAUUCUACUUUGCGACGACAAGCUCAGUGGUGUUGUACGUGUGCUCACCGGACUACAAACCCGGGGGUGAAUACAAGGUCUUCACUGAAUCAUGUCUUUUGAGGGGCCAGUCAUGUGCUUGUCCCAGCUCAGGCAACCAAAGGUUUACCGACGCUUGUCAAAUCUUCUUUUCCAGAGGUUGCAUUCACUCCUGGAACAAACAAAAAUCCCGCCGGUCUUCCACUAGUGAUUGUUACGUGUCAAACUCGGAACUCGGAAGCGCAACAAUUAGAGACGACCAGCGUGCGUUGACUCCUGGGGAGGAAGAUAUGCAGGGAACGAGAUCGUAA